AUGGCGUCUUUUGCGGUCAGGAAAAAACAGAUCUUGUCUGGUCUGGAUCUCGAUGCUGGCGUUUCGGGCAACGAGGCUGCUGCUGGCAGUCUUGUCAAAGAGCAGAAGCGCAGCGACACAGGGAAUCCUUCCUCUUGUGGUUCGGAUGCGUCCGCGCUAGUAUUUCGCAACAAAAGAGGGGAGGUGGAAACCCCCCCCGCCUUCUACAAGCCUGACAAGUCACUGAAGGGGUCGGUUGAUCACGACUUGGUAGGCAUUUGCUACCUCAUCAACGAGCAUCCGCGUUACGUCACAACAAGCUCAUGCAGCGGCCGAAUCAGCAUUUUCCAGCAUGGCCCAAAGGGACCCAGUGGAAAUUCUAAGAAAGGCGGAAAGCUUAUCUACGCAAGUCAUUCGCCAAUUGAAAAGUCGCAGGCGACAGUUAUCGUAGAGCGGCUUCACCGCGGUGAACGCCAUUAUUCGACUAAGGGCAAGACUGGCCGCUCGUCGGGUGAGCAUGGUACACGUGAUGGAGGUUAUCCGUCUGAUGGUCUUCCUCAUGCACCCCCUGCGUCACAUGCGGCGCCCUCUGAGGAAGUUUGGAAGGCCGACUCCCACUCCGGACAGGCGACGGUUGACCUCAAGGUUGAGCCGUUCGUUAUGCACAUAGAAUGCGCUGAUCUAGAGGGCGCACGGCAGCUGCUAGCAGCUGCCACAACGUGUGGCCUGAAACACUCAGGCAUGAGCGCAGCUGGCCCAAAACGCUACAUUGUGGCUGUACGAGGCAGCCAGCGUCUCGAGACGCCUGUAGCAGUCUGCAGGGCAGAUACUUCCUCUGAUGCUGCGGAGACAGAGCAGGUUUCCGGAGGGCAGACUAACGCGUGCGAGUUGCUUGUUCCCUUAGAUUACCUGCAGUUUCUGAUUGGUGUGUGCAAUGACAAAUUGGCUCUGAACUUGAUGCAAAUACGCAAGUUCGAAGCAAAGCUGGAGGAAGCUUUUCGCCGCAAUGUUACAGGUGUUGACCGGAGUGUGGGUUGCACUGCUGAUUCUUCGGCCAAUGUCCAGCAUCGGCGCACUUCCAAGAAAAAGGGCUAUGGGCGGAAAAGCGACGGGGCGGCUCGACAACAUGAUAAGGGCUGUCAUGCUAAGCAGAGCUCUUUGUUGCCAUCGGACAGUACACGGCCGGCCUCCAAUGGUGUGGUGGCUGCUGAACGCCCGUUGACUGUGAGAACAUCCGACACCUCCCCCGUUCUGACCCAUUACGAGCUUGGCCACGAGAAUUUGGACGACCGACGGCGAUUAGACCUAUGGGGCUGCGCAUGCGGACUUGAAUAUCCAUUUCUGUGCGUUUUCGGAGGGUUUGCGCGGAGCAAGAGGUCGGACAGUCUUUUGGUGUACAACUUGGAGACGUCCCAGUGGCAUUCCAGGAAGCCGUCGCCUGCUCUACAAGGACCAGGAGCUCGGGUUGGGCCAUCUCUCCUACCCUUGGGACAGGGGCUCAUGCUCCUCCUGUUUGGCCGUCGGGGUCCCGAGGAUCCAUGCUCCGAUGUGUGGCUGUUGGACACGCACAGUUGGGCCUGGCUCCCGGUUCGCUCGUCUAGUCACGUGCAGGAUUCCGGCAAGCCGCCCAGUUUUUUCUCUCCGGAGGCAGAGUCAGGACACGCUGAGGCAGCUGCUCACUUCGGCGUAUUUCAGGGGCAGAUGGAACGACUCAGCCACACACCCUCGGGCCAUGAAAGUGAAUCCGUAAAGCCUGGCAACCGUUCUGAGGGUUGCCAGCCUAGAGGACGGUGGAGGCACGCGGCGUGUGUGAGACACGUUACAUGGACGAGAAGCGAGCGGGGCGCACGCGGCGAGGCAGAAAUAUGGAUAAUGGGUGGCGUCAGCGGUGCGAAACCAAUCGGUGACUCUGUCCUGGAUGACUUAUGGAAGCUCACCUUGCACGUCGAUGUGGUGAACGGGUCGCAGCGUCGGGUGGAGCCGCAGAGUCUCUGGACUCUCGUGCCCGGUCGUGGGGAUUGCCCCCCCCCAAUUCAUUCUUUUAGCAUGGUCGCCUCCUCUACGGACCUGUUUCUCCUUGGCGGCAUUCGAGGCCACGCGAGCGACGAAGGGCCUCUCGCACUUGAGACACUGUACGUCUUCAACAUCGACUCGGGUGUCUGGCGACGUCGGCGCACUGCUACAACCCCCUGCACCCCAGGCACUGACGACAAAUGCGAGCCCUUGCUGACGACAUUGCAAUGGAAGUUUGUGGGAACACUUCCAAAGUCUGAUCAGUCGUGGAGAUGUCGGCUGGGAGCCGCUUUUUCACCUCGUGGUGCAGAACUCUUCCUUAUUGGAGGCGGUGGCAUCUGCUUUACCUUUGGCUCGCACGCAGACCCGCCAGUCGCUCUGAAAAUGCCGCCAUGCUUAUGGCAAUCGGCGGAUGACCCUGCUGUGAGUACGAUUCUCGAGGGCCCUGUUCCGGUCUCCCGGAAGAGCCGUUCCACAUCAUCGGGGCGGUCGUUUCAGCCUGCAUUUGCUCCUGCCCGGUUGCAUGGGAUCUUGUUAGUAGUUCGAAGUGGGUGUGUAGAGCUGACGAAGCAAAAAAAGGCCGCCACAGCAGAAGCUGGUGAGAAUCUCACCGGUUCGCUUGUGUCAGCAACCAACUCUCAGGCGCCUGAAGAGCGAGCAGAGCCAAGCAAGACCGGCGGGCACGACAAAGCAGGCGGCCCAAAUGCAACUUUGCGUGCUACGUCGGAUUGCUGGCUCGCUGUUUCGAACGCGCGCGACGUGAAACGGAUCAAGACGGUACUUGAACAGCUUGGGAUCUACGAUAAAGAACGAACCAUAACGUCUGCGACCCAUACUGUGCUCUUGGGGAACGCGAACAGCGAUCACUUGGGUCACAAGGUCGGACCAGGAUCUCACGCGGACGGAGAAUUGAGACUGAUACCCGUCUGUCGUGAAUUCGACGUUGACGCGGUUCUCAGUAGAGGCCUUCGUUCUUUCGCUCCAGAAGCGUCUUCCAAAAAGGAAGCACACCUUGGUCCGCGGCUCGUCAAGUAUACUGUUGAAGGGAAGAAAAAGCAGCCAACUUUCGCUUUGGACCUCGCCAUCGUCGACAGCAUUAUCGCUGCUGCGCAAAAGGUGUCACCGGCUCCGGAGUUCCUCCACAAGUGCUCCGAGAUGCGAGAGUCGCUGCUGAGCAGAGCAGGCAAGACGCGCCAGUCGCCGGCUGAGAAAGGACGAACUGCAACAGAUGCGCGGGCCCUUCCUCGGAAGUACGAAAGGCUUGGAGGCGUUGUGCUCCUUCCUGCCGGCAGUCUCGAGGCGGUCAGAGCGUUCCUCGCAGAGGCAGGGAGCGAAAAUAGUGAAAAGAUCGAGCGGAUCCUGUGGGAGCUUUUGGCCGGCAAACUGAAGGCGGACACAGUUGGGCUGCAGGCCCCGAUCCUCGGCCCGAAACGCCAGAGCCAGGUCCAGAUUGUCUACGGCGGAAGCGGCCUCGUCAAUCACCAGGAGAACGGAGUAAUAUACCACUUUGACGUAACGAGGUGCAUGUUUGCGUCAGGGAACGGAACCGAACGGGGGCGGUUUGUGAAUCUCAUUCGAGCAAGUGAAUCUGCCGAGCCUGAGAUUGUCGUGGACCUUUUCUGCGGAAUCGGAUACUUUUCUCUCUCUGCUCUCGCGAGCGCUGGCGCCGACAAGCUGAAGCAUGUCUACGCGUGCGACUGGAAUCGCGUUGCUCUCCAGUUCUUUCAAGCGGCACUGGAGCUAAAUCACGUGGAUCCGGGACGCGUCACUUUCACGCUUUGUGAUAGCUUCCAGACGCCUCUGCGAAGCUACUCACACGCUAACUGUCCGACAGAAGAUCGGAAUCCUAAUGGGCUGGGAUCGCCCCCCGCCUCACUGCUGGGUAAGGCUGACCGUAUAUCGCUUGGCCUCAUUCCGUCCAGCGAGCAAGCAUGGGGAACAGCUCUAGCGUUGCUCAACAAGACUAGAGGAGGUGUACUGCAUGUGCAUGGAGUAGGUCCGCUGGAGUUUGUAGAAAGGCCGGCAGACGCGGUGCGCGUUGCUUGCCAAAACGGUCAAUGGAGCAUUACGGGUCCUCACCUGAAUGCGGGGCCUGGGGAGGUGGUAAAAUCGAGCCGCCUGAAGUCUUCUGCGGCGAAGUACAGCGUUGUGAAGGGGCAGAAGCUGUACCUUGGCAGAGAUAUCGGUGCGGACCUCACAUUCGCGCAGCAGGUUCUCCGAAGCCUGGCAGAAAUCGCGGUAGCGGAUUUCCCGAGACAGCUUGGCCACGAUCGGGACUGCGCAUGGGUACUGCGCAUAUCCCACGUAGAACGCGUCAAGUCAUACGCUCCAAAACAGUACCACUUUGUUGUUGACGUGUCGUGCAGGCCUGAUCCUGCUUAG
Messenger RNA from Besnoitia besnoiti, 4374 nucleotides. RefSeq lists its product as uncharacterized. Bases 1 to 4374 code for a protein of 1457 amino acids. Gene Ontology annotation, biological process: tRNA methylation. NCBI's taxonomy places the organism in Eukaryota, Apicomplexa, Conoidasida, Eucoccidiorida, Sarcocystidae. Gene Ontology annotation, molecular function: tRNA methyltransferase activity; protein binding. The transcript is spliced from 13 exons. Gene Ontology annotation, cellular component: cytoplasm. The record is from RefSeq and is a predicted model, not a curated record.